This is a messenger RNA of Polistes canadensis, 1186 nucleotides long. RefSeq names its product U4/U6.U5 small nuclear ribonucleoprotein 27 kDa protein (gene ytr). Lineage: Eukaryota; Metazoa; Arthropoda; Insecta; Hymenoptera; Vespidae. Gene Ontology annotation, biological process: RNA splicing. The record is from RefSeq and is a predicted model, not a curated record. Bases 170 to 634 code for a protein of 154 amino acids. The transcript has 4 exons. Gene Ontology annotation, cellular component: precatalytic spliceosome.
AAAUAAAGGUUAGCAGUAGUCAAUAAAAAGACGUAUUCAGACGUUUAAGAUACUCGAUUAUUUAUUGACUGAAUGAAAUAGGAUUACUCAAUAUUUGCAACUAUGCAAUCAUGUUGUAUAAUGGUGUGCAAGCAGUUUUAAUAAUUCUGUGUUUAAAAUUCUAACCUAAAUGGGUCGAAGUCAUACACCAUCACCAGGAAGACGACGUGAUCGUUCCAGAGAACGUGAUCGUGAAAGAGAUCGUCGAAGACGACGAUCCCGUGAAAGACGUCGGAGAUCUGCAGAACGUGACAGAGUAAAAUCAAGAGAUAGAGAAAGAGAACGAGAUCGUGAUAGGGAAAGACAUAAACGAUCAUACAGUAGAUCUAGAUCUAGAGAACGAGACAGACCUAAACCCAGAGCUAAAUUAUCUACAGCAGAACGUCCUGUUAUAACAGAGGCCGAUCUUCAAGGAAAAACACCAGAAGAACAAGAGAUGAUGAGAAUGAUGGGUUUUUGUGGCUUCGAUACUACCAAAGGUAAAAAGGUUGAAGGAAAUGAUGUAGGUGCAGUACAUGUUAUUCUAAAAAGAAAGUAUAGACAGUAUAUGAAUAGAAAAGGAGGUUUCAAUAGACCACUCGAUUUCGUAGCAUGAAUAUCUCGACAUCUGAAAACAUCGAUUACUGAAAUUUGUUUAAAUCAGUUGUUUUUUAAUUAGAAGCAUAUAAUCCUCGUAUAUAUUUUUCACUUAUAAUUAUAUAAUGUGUAUUUCAUAGCAUAAUUAGUAUUCUUCGUUAAGAUCCACAUAUAAUACAUCAAUUAAUAUUAAGUUUAGUUUGUAUAGAUUAUAUUAGUACAUUCUUACUUUUAAUCAUAUUUAAUAUCAAUGAAAAAAUAAGUAAUAUACAUUUUCAUACCACAAUUACAAAAAUAUAAAAUUACAUUAUAAUAAACCAUACAUAUACAAAAAUAAAAUUAAAAUAUCUCAUGUAAUUAUUAUAUUUCGUUAUAUAAAAAAAUAUUAAUCAAAUUUAUGGAAAAACUAUUUACGAUUCAAUCAUGGAAUGUUCUGUCAUGGAUGAUGAAGUAUCAUUAGGAUCUUGUAUAUGACUGUUAUUUUUAUUCGUGACAUUACUGCGUUGCGUGCUUAACUAUUAAAUCGGAAAGAUAAUAAUUGUUAAUAUUUAAUAAAUCAACAUAUAAUAUA